Elephantulus edwardii (Cape elephant shrew) is the source of this 396-nucleotide messenger RNA. RefSeq names its product transcription elongation factor B polypeptide 2-like. Gene Ontology annotation, molecular function: protein binding. Gene Ontology annotation, biological process: transcription elongation by RNA polymerase II. Bases 1 to 396 code for a protein of 131 amino acids. The record is from RefSeq and is a predicted model, not a curated record. NCBI's taxonomy places the organism in Eukaryota, Metazoa, Chordata, Mammalia, Macroscelidea, Macroscelididae. The transcript is spliced from 2 exons. Gene Ontology annotation, cellular component: VCB complex; elongin complex.
AUGGACGUGUUUCUGAUGGUUCACCGCCACAAGACCACCGUGUUCAUCGACUCCAAGGAGUCGAGCACCGUCCUGGAGCUGAAGCUUAUGAUCGAGGGCAUCCUUCAGCGUCUGCCUGAGGAACAGUGCCUCUACAAGGACGACCAGCUCCUGGACGAAGACAACAUGACGCUCCUCGAGUGCGGCUUCACCGGCAAGACGGCGAGUCUCUGGGACCGGGCCACGGUGGGGCUAGCCUUGUGGGUGGAUGGCACCUUUGAGGACCUCCACAUGGAACCCUACUCCAACCCGGAGGAGGCGGAGGGGGCGGAGCAGCGCCCCUCACACCAUCACACCGUCACACCGUCACAUGGUCACACCGUCACACUGACCGUGGAGACUCGCCCUGUCACCUGA